AUGGUCGGCCAGCCUUGCAUCGCCAUUCGCGGCGUCGUCGACGACAGGGCCAAGGUGCAGCACGCGCGGAACCUUGGGACCGACGCCAAUGACGGGAGCCGCCGCCGAGUCAGCAUCUGCGCCCAGAGGCAGACCACUGCGCGGGCGCAGGCAGUCAGGCUUGAAGGCUUUCGCAGUGCGGGCAGGCCUGUCCACGGCAUCCAGCGCGGCGGGCCUGCCGCCAAAACCACGCGGGGUACAGCCGUGACUGGGCUGGCCCCCGCUGUCGCGCACCAGCUCCGGCUGCCGGUUGCACGAAGUUUUGGGCCUGUGGCCAGGGGCGCUUCGGUCGGACUUCGGAUCGCCUCCUUUGGGCGCUUCCUGAGCACGGGCUCGAUGGCCAUCAACGCGGGGGCCGUGGCGCCGCAGUGGGCUCGCGCUGUCUGGGAGGGCCUGCCGCCGCGCGGAAUCUUCCGAGCGCGCCUGCCGGACGCCGCGGCGCGCCUGGAUCACCCGCGGCACCCGUGGCCGCAGGCCAUCUCCCCCGCGGGCGUGGCCUUGCUGACGUUGGGCCGGUGCGGUCGGCACUUCGAGGGCAAGGCCGCGGUGGUCAACGAGGCGGGCGCCCGCUUGGACCUCCUGCGCGCGGCCCCAGGGCCGGUUGCCCGGCUUGCCCAAGAGGCCGCGCGGCGUGCCUCGGAUUGCAUGGCGCUGAACGGCGAGGCCACUGGGGUGCGUGACGCCCGCCGCUGGGUGCAGCCGAUCAGCUGGCCGGCCCUGCGGCCGCUGCUGUGGGGCUCGGCGCGCAAUUGGACGAAGCGGCAGCGGAAUUCCUUCGGGGCCUUCGGGGGCAACGCGCACUGGUGCCAUGAGCGGCUCCAGCGCCAUUGUCUCGCAGCGCGCGGGCCGUGCAAGCUGUGCCGGGCAAGGCCGGCGCGAUCUUCCACGGGGCGCACGGGCGCGAUGCCCAUGCCAGCCGCAGGCGCGAGGGCCCGGCGGGCGAAGCGCGAGGGGCCCGUGGUCGUCGAGCGACUCGCGCGCGGGAUCUUUCCGGACCCCCAGCACCUCUGGAACGACAUCGGCUGCCAGCAGUUCGACAUCCAUUCGACGUGCCUGAAGCUGCUGCCCAUGGCCCUGCACCGCUGGCAAUGCGCCCCAGGCGGCCCAGCCGCGACGGCCAGUGGGCACCUCGACCUCUUCGUCGACGGCGCCGACACCGCGGCCGCCCUGAGCGCAGCCGCCGACACGUGGACCAAGCGCGGGGCAGAGUGCAACGGCGUGCCCAUGGAGGCUGAGGAGCUCGCGCUCGCGCUGUGCGACGUCGCCCAGGAGGCCGCGCGCUGGUCGGGGGAGCUCCGCGCGAUCCUGGCCGACGACGGCAGCAAAGGCUGCGACGACUUGGGGGCCCGGCCGCAGGGGCAGCCUGAGGGCGGCGCCGAGGUGGAGCUCGUCGUCGGCGACGGCCCCAGCACCGAGCACGCCGAAGCCAGCGCUGAGCCCGCGGCCGUCGACGGCGGCGGCGUCGGAGGAGCGGCGCGCAGUGGGCCCAGGGCAGCUCCGCAUCAGCUCAAGGCUGCCGAGGCCGCCGCUCCCGGCCGCCCGCCUCAGACCCUGGCGGCGCGUCUGCGGCGCGGGGCCUACGGCGCGAAAUGCGCCCGCAACCUGGCAGGCGCGCGCCGCGGAGCAACCGCAACCGCGCUCCAGCGCCAGAAGGCCCGCCUGGCUGACGGCCGGCACUCAGGGCACCGUCAAUGCCGGACGCUGGUGCUCUCCAGGCUGCGGGGGCCGAGUUCCGCAGACCUCGCCGCGCGCCUGGUGCCAAGGCGCCCAGGCGCAUGCUGGCCGAGGUUCUCGGCAGCCCACGGCCUGGGCGAGGAGGACGCGGAGGCGGCCGUGCAUCGCCGGCGCCAGCGGCGGCGCGCUGGAGCCACGGAAGAAUGCGCUUCCGACCUCGAGGAGUAG
Molecule: messenger RNA, 1941 nt
Organism: Prorocentrum cordatum
Lineage: Eukaryota; Dinophyceae; Prorocentrales; Prorocentraceae
Source: the annotation of a GenBank genome assembly